Molecule: messenger RNA, 1517 nt
Organism: Didymodactylos carnosus
Lineage: Eukaryota; Metazoa; Rotifera; Eurotatoria; Philodinida; Philodinidae
Source: the annotation of a GenBank genome assembly
CUAAAUAUAUGUCCUUUUUUUGUCUUACUCUGAAACCUAUGCUAAUAGUACAACGAUAACUCAUUCUGAACUAUCUUCGGAACAAUUAUGAUAGUUAUAGUUUUACAGUUAUAACAGUUAUAACAGUCACAGUUAUAACCGUUACAGUUAACCGUCCAAAAACUGUAACUGGUGCAUGCCUAUAUAUACUGCUACUUGAAUUGCCCGUUACACUAUUAGAUUCAGCUAGUUGCUAUGGAUUAGAGGGUUUAAAAAUAACUGUGACUAGCUAAAUCAAACGAUCUAUCGGGCGAUGAGUCUGAUGGCUUUUCUAGCUGAGUAGAUUGAGGAUACAUGAUCUUUAUAAAUGCAUUUUCCUUAAAGAUUCUAAAAAAUUUUGUGGACAAAUUUUCGUGAUCUUCCUUAAAAAUUUUUUAGGAAAAUGACAUUUACAUUUAAAAAUUAAAAUUUUCCGCGCUUUCCUUAAAACUUUGAGACACCACAUCCACUCCGGAAUUUUUUCAUCCAUUUCACUCUCCUAAGCAGAAUGCAUACUGCUAGUUAGCAUUACUAUACUUUAAAGAAUACUUCUACGAUUUUCUUGAAGUUUGGUUCCACUCUGCUAAGCAAGAUGCAUGUUGAAUAUUUUCAGUCUGCUUAGCAAAGUGCGUUCUACUUUUAACUGAGUUGUUCGAAUAUUAGAAGUGCUAGAGCAUGCGUUUUUAUGCUGCUAAACACCAUGCAUUCUACUAAGCAGUGUGACUUCAAUCUAUACAAAACAUGGCUUGUACGAAUAUUAUAUCAGCUAAUCUGUAACUCCUUAGCAGGCUGCACUUCCCUCAGUAGACUGAUGUUUCAGACUGUUUUCUACUUUAGAUCUUUAGCUACUUCUACUACAAGUUAUUUUUCCUUUUGGUUUUUUAUACCAAUUUUUUUUAAAUAAAUUUAUUUUAAUUGAAGAUGUAAAGAAUAAAGACAAAGAAAAAGUACAUAACAGUACAUUUUAUUGUGGUUCGCCACCAUUCCGAGGCCUCACCACAACUGCUGGUGUGAUAAAAGAUCAUCAACAGAUUGCAGAUAUCCUAGUGGAUUUUUAUGAAAAACACUUCGAAGCUUCAGGGUAUGAUCCAAAGUUAUUGGCACAUGCAGAAGCGAUUGAACCAUAUAAUAACAUUUCCUAUAUACCAAACUGUCCAUUAGAAAAGAUUACAAUGGAAGAAGUGGAAUUUACCUGGAAACGGACCCGGAAGAAAAAAUCAACCGACAGUGAGGGUAUUUCCGCGUGUCUUUUAAAACAACUUCCCGUGGAAUAUUUAAACAUUGUAACAUAUGGUUUUAAUAAAAUUGCACAAUUAGAUGUUUUAAAGUUAAGUAAACAUAGUAAAGUUAUUUGUCUUUCUAAAGACGAAAUGUAUCCGGUAAUGAAUAAACUUCGUCCUAUUAUUAUUUCUCUUCUUUCUAACUUUGAUCAAUUUGAACAACCUCGAGUCCAGCAGACAAAAGGUAAAAUAUGUAAUUUGCAACAAAAACGUCUCUAG